UCAAUGCAGUUCUUCAUCUCGGAUGACAAGGAAAUAUGAUGUGUUUGUGAGCUUCAGAGGUGAGGAUACACGAAACAACUUCACUGAUCAUCUUUAUGCUGCUCUCCAUAGAAAUGGCAUUAUUGCCUUUAGGGAUGAUACAAAUCUUAAAAAAGGCGAAUCCAUAGCACCUGAGCUCAUGCAAGCAAUUGAAGGGUCUCAGGUUUUGAUUGUCAUCUUCUCAAAGAACUAUGCUUCCUCAACAUGGUGCUUGCAAGAACUCAUAGAGUUUCUCAACUGUGUUCAAGUAUCAGGGAAACACGUUCUGCCUAUUUUCUAUGAUGUUGAUCCAUCUGAGGUAAGAAAACAAAGUGGAAGUUAUGACAAAGCAUUUGGUGAACAUGAAGAAAGAUUUAAAGAAGAUUUAGAGAAGAUGGUGGAGGUGCAAAGAUGGAGAGAAGCUCUGACUCAAGUGGCCAAUCUCUCUGGUUGGGAUGUACGAGAUAAGCCACAAAAUGCGGAGAUUGAAAAAAUUGCUAAAGAGGUAAUAAACAUAUUGGAUGAAAAUAUUUCAAGCCUUCCAAAUGAUCUAGUUGGAAUAGAAUCUGCUGCAGAGGAAUUAGAAAAGCUUUUACACUUGAGCUCAGUUGAUGAUGUUGGGUUUGUAGGAAUAACCGGUAUGGGAGGAAUAGGAAAAACAACUCUAGCCACUCUUUUAUAUGAAAGAAUCUCUCGUCAAUAUGAUACUUGUUGUUUUAUUGAUGAUGUGAGCAAAGUUUGUAGAGAUUACGGUCCAGUUGGUGUAGCAAAGCAACUUCUAUGUCAAACAUUAAAUGAAGAAAACCUUCAUGUAUGCAAUCUUUAUGAUGCUACUAAUUUGAUAAGGCAAAGGUUAUGUCAUGUAAGAGCCCUUAUAGUUCUUGAUAAUGUUGAUCAAGUAGAACAACUGGAGAAAUUAGUUUUGAACCGGGAAUGUUUAGGUGCAGGAAGUAGAAUUAUCAUAAUUUCUAGAGACAAGCAUAUAUUAACAGUAUAUGGAGUGGAUGAUGUUUACAACGUUAGACUCCUAUGUUGUGAUAGUUCUCUUAAAUUAUUAUGUAGAAAAGCUUUCAAAUGUGACGAUGUUAGAACAGAGUAUGAAAAUUUGGCAUAUGAUGCACUGAGUUUUGCUAACGGCCUUCCACUAGCAAUUAAAGUAUUGGGUUCAUUUUUGUUUGGACGAGAUGUCUAUGAAUGGAGAAGUGCAUUGUUCAGAUUGAGAGAAAGUUCAAGCAAAGAUGUUAUGGAUGUGCUGCGAAUUAGUUAUGAUGAACUUGAGGAAAUGCAAAAAGAAAUAUUUCUAGAUAUUGCUUGCUUCUUCAAUAACAAAUGGCUGAGCGAAGUUAAGAAAAUUCUAGAUUGCCGUGGAUUUCAUCCAGAUAUUGGAAUAAGAGAUUUAAUUGAUAAAUCACUCCUAACCGUUUCACAUGAUGGCCUCAUUAUUAAAAUGCAUAGUUUGUUGGAAGAGCUGGGCAAACAAAUUGUUCGAGAAAAUUCACCCAGAGAGCCACGAAAAUGGAGCAGGCUUUGGGAGGAGGAAGAUUUCUACAAGUUUACGUCGGAAGAUAAUACUGAAAGCAAGGUUGAAGCCGUAGUUUUGAGGGAUUCAGAAACGUUGAUGGCCGAAGCAGUGUCAAAAUUGAAUCGCAUUAGAUUGCUUAUAAUAAGUGAUCGGAAAAUUUCAGGAAGUCUCUCUAGUCUUUCUAAUGAAUUACGAUAUGUUCUUUGGAGUGGAUACCCUUUCAUGCAUUUGCCAUCAAGUUUUCAGCCCACAAGGCUUGUACAUUUGGAUUUGCGUUCUAGCAGCAUCAAACAAUUAUGGGAAGGCAAGAAGUAUUUGCCCAGUUUGAAAACUUUGGAUCUCAGCAACUCUCAUAAUCUUAUCAAGAUGCCAGAUCUUGGAGGGGUCCCAAAUCUUGAGUGGCUGAAUCUUGAAGGAUGUAUAAGACUAGAGCAGAUCGACCCAUCCACUGGUCUUCUAAGAAAGCUUAUUUUCUUGAAUUUGAGUGGCUGCAAAAGUCUCCACGGCUGUUCAAAAGUGUCUAAUAACCUGCUCAUAGAUAAACUUAGGCAUGCGGAGAAUUCGAAGGAGCUUGAUAUAAGUGAAACUACUAUGCACUCCCAAUCAACAUCCUCCAUGGUCAAAAGGCUUAUGUUGUUGCCUUUACAAUUCUUGAAAUCUAGAAAACAUAAGGAUUCAGCUAGUUGUUCGUUGACUUGCUUGCCUAGCUUCUCUUGUUUGAGAGAUCUUAAUCUAAGUUUCUGCAAUCUACAACAAAUCCCUGAUGUUCUUGGAAGUUUAUAUUGUUUAGAAAGGCUAAAUUUAGAGGGAAACAAUUUUCUUACACUUUGUAGCCUGAAGGAGCUUUCCAAACUUGUGAAUUUAAACCUGUCACAUUGCAAGCACUUGAAAUCUUUGCCUGAGCUCCCUUCACGUACAUAUUUUCCAUCAAGAAGAGAUCCGGUGGUAGAUCCAGAAUUACGCAUUUUCAACUGUCCAAAUUUGGAUGAGAGGGAACGCUGCAAUAGCAUGAUUUUUUCAUGGAUGAAACAAGUCUUUCAGGCGUGCCAAGAAUCCUCUGCCCCCUUUCAUAGUAUUGAAAUAAUAAUUCCAGGAAGUGAAAUACCAAGGUGGUUCAACAAUCAGAGUGUGGGUAACUCAAUAAGCAUAGACUCAUCUCCCAUUAUGCAUCACAAUAAUUGGAUUGGCGUAGCUUGCUGUGCAGUUUUUGUGGCACAUCGUUUUUCAACAAAAUGGACAUGUAAGGAUAAUGGACCUUAUUUGGACAUUAGAUUUAAACAUAAAUGGAGUUGGGCACAUCUCUCCAGAUUGAUAGUUCCUGAUGCAGAUCUGGUUACGGUCAAAUCAGAUCAUACGUGGCUCAUCAUCUAUUUCCCUUGGGCAGAAUCAAUUCAUCUUGAAGAUAUCGAGACCACAUAUUCGUCCUUCCCCCGACAAGGUUUGCUGUUUCAGAUGAAGGAUUUCAGGUAUAAUUGGGUAUCUGAGAAGGAUUUGGAACAAUUUACAGAGAUGCAUAGCACUAAUUCGGCAGCUCCAAAUCGCAAGGUUUUGGCCAUUGAUGAUAAGCCACAGCCAUUAUGAAUUGAAUGAUUAACAAAAACAAGUAGCACCUGCAUUUUGAAGGUACAGGUGUUCCUGAGGCUGAGUCCUCUGGAGGCAGGAGGCCGAAGUUGAGCUGAUAUGUCAUAUGCUUUGAUUAUCAUUUUUGGAUAUGAUUAUGCCUUGUUGUUAUAUGGCUAUUGUACUUGAGACAUGAUCUUGUCAUGUUGUUAUUUGGUGAGCAUGGGGCUGUCCAUGUCACAUU
Molecule: messenger RNA, 3344 nt
Organism: Gastrolobium bilobum
Lineage: Eukaryota; Viridiplantae; Streptophyta; Magnoliopsida; Fabales; Fabaceae
Product: disease resistance protein RUN1-like
Exons: 6
Coding region: 23-3121 (1032 amino acids)
Biological process (GO): signal transduction; defense response
Molecular function (GO): ADP binding
Source: RefSeq, a predicted model, not a curated record